Messenger RNA from Closterium sp. NIES-67, 2280 nucleotides. The record is from the annotation of a GenBank genome assembly. Lineage: Eukaryota; Viridiplantae; Streptophyta; Zygnematophyceae; Desmidiales; Closteriaceae.
UUCUGUCUGCCUCUCAUCUCUUGUUUUCAACUUGCAUGUGUGGCUUGAAUGUGUGCAAGAAUUUGUGUGUGAUGUGUUCUGGAGUUUGGGAAUGUGUUUUGUGUUAUUUUUGUUUGAGCAGGUAUUUGUGAUGAUAGAUCUUGAGAAGAUCUUUCCGACGCAACGAGAAUCCCUUCAAUCGGAGCAAGAACGCGAAAGCUAUGAAGAUUCAAAGUUCUUGAGCUUGCGUUACAAUUGCGGCGGUUACAAAGUGAAGUUGUGGGGUGACUCACAAUGGAGUUGGGACCUUUGGGGUUGGGGAAAUUUGUCACUCUACUGUAACAGCUGCAAAUUGGUUGGGAACAACCAAGCUAGGUUGGCAAGGGUGGCCAACUUGGAUGGAUUGGUUGGGAAGGGACAAAUGUCAAAGUUGGGGUUCCUAUAGGGAGGGAAUCUUUGUGCUUAUGGGGUUCCCUUGGUUGGGGACUCUCUUGGGACCUUCCCUCUCGUCCCUCUCUUUCUAUCCCAACCUUUCUCUUGCUCCUCUAAUUCCUUGUGAGAUUCUUGAACUUUGAUUGAACUCUUGAGAUUGAGUUAAGUUCUCCUCCUACAGCUUACCCCCUAGUGCGUCGAAAGCCAUAGCGUCGCGAAUACUUCAUCAAUCAACAUGAUUCAAAUUGGGAACGGUAGCUGAGAUUAAGAAAUACAACAUAUCCAAGUUUCGCGACAUUCCAACGGCUAUUUUUUCGUCGACGUCGUUUCUUGUGAAGACGACUUUUCUGUCCAGAAUUUCGGAUUUAUAUUUUGAGUAAUUCUAGCUCCUAAGUUCACCUAGACUCCGUCCUUAAUCCUAACAAGUGGUAUCAGAGCAAUAUUAAGGAUAUUGAGAGGAGUCUACAGAAGUGUGAAGACCCUUCUAGACCCACCAUGGCCUGUGGGCGUGCCUAAGUGGUGUUCUAAAGGUUGGAUGUGACUUCCGCUAAGGGGAAACUCUGCCGAAAUUUCGUGGACGCCGACACUUGUGAAAAUAUCGAGGGAGCUGAGUCUGGACAGCAAAGGGGGAGCUGAAAUUCGUCAUUUCUCAAGGAGAAGAUGAAUGAGAGAGGAGGAGAUGCUAAUGGAAGAGGAGCUGUACCUGAGAAGACAAGUGAGCCGCCGCCAUCAAAAGUUGAAGCUUUGGAUGGCUCCAACUAUGAGGAAUGGAGCGGACGGAUGAGGAGUGCCUUCAAACGCUACAAGCUACUGAAGAUUGCUGUUGGGGAGGAGAAGAUGCCGGAGGAAGGCGAAGAACGCGAACGGUGGAUUGAGAAAAGCACGGUGCUUUUCGACCUCAUCCUUCAAUCGGUCAACAAGGAGAUGUUCGAGCACAUCAAGGAUUUUGUGGAAGCGGAUGAUUCGGGUCCAAGGGCGUGGAAACUACUACGCGAUGUGAUUCAGCCCAACAGUCUCCCAAUGGUGAUCGUGCUCGAGAAGGAACUUGCUGCCAUUUCCAUGCGACCAGGGGACGAUGUGAAGCCGGUCCUUGACAAGAUCAAGGACACCUAUGCAAGGAUGGCAGCAGCGGGCAGCAGUGUAUCUCAGCUGCAGCAGUGCACCAAGAUCAUCUCGGUUAAGGGAGCUAAUGGGAAGCUUGUGGGGCUUGGGAAUGUUCUGCUGGUUGAAGGCUUGUCUGCUAACCUUCUCUCUGUGCGACGACUGCAGAAGAGCAAGGCCGAAGUGACCUUUGGACCAACCAGCUGCCGUGCUAAGCUUGGGAAGAAGGUGCUGUGGAGUCUGGAAGAGGAGACCAGCUGCAUCAAGGACCUAUGGCAGCUGCCCAUCAUCCCAUGGAAUGGGAAGACUCCAACAGCAGCAACGGCAGCAGCGGCAAAGGCAACAGCAGGAGGAGAUGCAACUGCACCAACUGAUGGGGUCCUCGAAGCAGUCAAGAAAGUGCAGCAGCAGCAGACACAUGGUGAGGUGCUUGCUGGUGUGGAUGCGAGUGCGGCAUGGGCUAAGGCUUCAUCAAAGAGUGGAGAGGCUGAUUGGGAGACAUGGCAUGAGAGGCUGUGUCAUGUGAACUUCCCUAUGCUGCAGAAGUUGGUGAAGGAUGGGAGCCUGAAAGGCUUGGAGAGCAAGAGGGAGGUGGCAGCGGCUGUCCUUAAGGAGUGGAUGCCUAGAGCUCAGAGGGAAUGCGGACACAAGGUGAAGGUGGUGCUGUGAGCUGGCGCAGCAAGAAGCAGAAUGAGGUGGGAUUGUCCUCAUGUGAGACUGAGUACAUGGCCUUACACCAUGGGGCCAAGGAAGUGGUGUGGCUAAGGC